CAGUCUAACUUGCUACACUGUGAACUUCACCACUGGAAAGUAACAAAGGCAGUCAUUGGCAUAAAAAUGGGUUCUCUCAGCACAGCUAACGUUGAAUUUUGCCUUGAUGUGUUCAAAGAGCUGAACAGUAACAACAUAGGAGAUAACAUCUUCUUUUCUCCGCUAAGUCUACUUUAUGCUCUAAGCAUGGUCCUCCUUGGUGCCAGGGGAGAGAGUGCAGAGCAACUAGAGAAGGUGCUUCAUUUUCAUCAUACUGUAGACUCAUUAAAACCAGGGUUCAAGGACUCAUCUAAGUGCAGCCAAGCCGGAAGAAUUCAUUCCGAGUUUGGUGUCUUAUUCUCUCAAAUCAACCAGCCAGACUCUAACUAUACCCUCAGCAUUGCCAACAGGCUCUACGGGACAAAGACAAUGGCAUUCCAUCAGGAAAAGUCACAAAUCUCUUUGGAAAGGGCACAAUUGACCCUUCAUCUGUAAUGGUCCUGGUGAAUGCCAUAUAUUUCAAAGGACAAUGGCAAAAUAAAUUUCAAGAAAGAGAGACACUUAAAAGUCCUUUUCAGCUAAGUGAGGGUAAAAAUGUAACUGUGGAAAUGAUGCAUCAAAUUGGAACAUUUAAACUGGCCUUCCUAAAGGAGCCGGAGAUGCAAGUUCUUGAGCUGCCCUACGUUAACAACAAAUUAAGCAUGAUUAUUCUGCUUCCAGUAGGCACAGCUAAUGUGAAACAGAUAGAAAAGCAGCUGAAUUCGAGGACGUUUCAUGAGUGGACCAGCUCUUCUAACAUGAUGGAAAGAGAAGUUGAAGUACAUCUUCCCCGAUUCAAACUUGAAAUUAAGUAUGAGCUAAAUUCCCUGUUAAAAUCUCUAGGGAUGACAGAUCUCUUCAACCAGGUCAAAGCUGAUCUUUCUGGAAUGUCACCAACCAAGGGUCUAUAUUUAUCAAAAGCCAUCCACAAGUCAUACCUGGAUGUCAGCGAAGAGGGCACGGAGGCAGCAGCCGCCACUGGGGACAGCAUCGCUGUGAAAAGCCUACCCAUGCGAGCUCAGUUCAAGGCGAACCACCCCUUCUUGUUCUUUAUAAGGCACACUCAUACCAAUGUAAUUCUAUUCUGUGGCAAGCUUGCCUCUCCCUAAUCAGAUGGGGGUGAGCAAGUGUCAGAGUUGCAGAUGAGAUGCAGAGACAAUCCUGUGACUUUCCCAUGGCCAAAAAGCUCACACCUCACACACCUCUGUGCCUCAGUUUGCUCAUCUGCAAAACAGGUGUAGGAUCUCUUCCAACAAUUUCAUGAGUUGUGAAGCUAAGGCUUUGUUAAUCAUAGAAUAAGGUGGAUUUAUGCAGAAAGCUUUCUGGCUUUCUUAUCUGUGGUGUCUCGUUUGAUUGCUGUCCAGUGACAUGAUCAAGUCAAUGAGUAAAAUUUUAAGGGAUUAGAUUUUCUUGACUUGUAUAUAUUUGUGAGAUCUUGAAUAAGUGACGUGACAUCUCUGCUUAAAGAAAACCAGCUGAAGGGCUUCAGCUUUGCUUGGAUUUUUAAAUUUUUUCCUUACAUAUGUAAAUAGAAUGCGGUGAGUUUUAGUUCAAAAUUCUGUGUUGAGAAUAAUAAAUGCAUGGAAUACCUUAAAGCUC
Molecule: messenger RNA, 1617 nt
Organism: Cercocebus atys (sooty mangabey)
Lineage: Eukaryota; Metazoa; Chordata; Mammalia; Primates; Cercopithecidae
Gene: SERPINB11
Product: serpin peptidase inhibitor, clade B (ovalbumin), member 11
Exons: 7
Coding region: 474-1127 (217 amino acids)
Biological process (GO): negative regulation of endopeptidase activity
Molecular function (GO): serine-type endopeptidase inhibitor activity
Source: RefSeq, a predicted model, not a curated record